AUGCCGCAGUUUCAGUGCCAAAGUGGAUUCUGCUGUCAACUGGAUUUUUACCUACGUGGCCCUGAGAUAAACUCAAUGGUUCCCGCUUGGCCGCCGCAGCACGUUCCCACGCCUACGGCUGCCUCACGACCGUCGGACUGCAUUCUGCUUAUCGACACCCCAGCACUGCCAGCACCUGCCGUUCCUGCUCAUCUGCUGCACCCACACAUGACGCCUGCUCCACAGCCGCAGACUACGCAACUCUCCACGGACAUCUUACAACUGCUCAGGUAUAAUGCAGCCGCGUCUCCCGCGCCGCACACCAUCCUGGCUCCUGUUCGUCUUCCGCAUUUUUUCCCGACGGUUUUAACCGUCUCUGCUGCGUCGGUUUCAACCGCGCCCGCUACACUCCUGAACUCGUUGUUAACAGCUCCGGCAUGCCUACCGCCCACGCCCACGGCAGCACCGGCCACCCCACCCGCGCCGGUCCAUAACGUUUUAACGACUUCCGCACUGGGUUCUUUCACUUGGAAAACACUGGUCGCGUGCUCACCAGUCCGAACUGCACCUGUUUCCACGGUACUGGAGAGUCUUCCGCACCCACCCGUGCCCCCACCAGCCGGGGUCCCAGCAACUGUACCUGCCUACACUAUAGAUCCGAACUCACAUGUCAAGACUGAACUCUCUUCUUGCACUCCUGCUGCUUGUAAAUCGUGGAGUUUUGUCCCCAAUAACGAGAUUCGUACAGCUACUGUGUACCAGUCUCCUGGUGCCUACAAUCCCAAUUUAGCACCACUCUACACUGCUACACUGUCUGCACCUCCAAGUAGUGUAUUCGCUGCACCGACCGUUCCUCAGUACCUUGCGCCUAGCAGAUUCCCAAAACUGCCAGCCCUACAAACGGAGAACCAUAAGACAUGGUUUGCAUUAGUGGAUAAAAUGUUGGACAUUCACGGCGUGCUAGACGAUGGAGCCCGAUUUCAUUCGAAUCCGGCAUCCGCUGCCCCCACGAAUUAUGCAGUAACAGAAGCCAAGCCUGGCCGUGGCAGGACACGCGCCACGCUGUAA
This is a messenger RNA of Schistocerca americana (American grasshopper), 1047 nucleotides long. Its product is annotated as calphotin-like. The transcript has 2 exons. The record is from RefSeq and is a predicted model, not a curated record. Lineage: Eukaryota; Metazoa; Arthropoda; Insecta; Orthoptera; Acrididae. The coding region runs from base 1 to 1047 and encodes 348 amino acids.